Messenger RNA from Manis pentadactyla (Chinese pangolin), 3111 nucleotides. It is a transcript of the gene SSR1, whose product is annotated as signal sequence receptor subunit 1. The transcript is spliced from 8 exons. NCBI's taxonomy places the organism in Eukaryota, Metazoa, Chordata, Mammalia, Pholidota, Manidae. The record is from RefSeq and is a predicted model, not a curated record. Gene Ontology annotation, cellular component: endoplasmic reticulum membrane; endoplasmic reticulum. Bases 101 to 961 code for a protein of 286 amino acids.
CGCCCCUCCGCGCUCAGAGCCCGGAUGAAAAGUAACGCCAUUGCCGCCGGAGCCUCCGAGGGCGUUUGUUGGUGGUGACGGGACCCUGGGCUUGUUCGCCAUGAAAGUCCUCCCCCGCCUGCUUCUGCUUCUCUUGCUAGUGUUCCCCGCCACCCUCUUGCUCCGAGGUGGCUCUGGAGGCUCAUUAGCAGUGGCUCAAGAUCUUACAGAAGAUGAAGAAACAGUGGAAGAUUCAAUAAUUGAAGAUGAAGAUGAUGAAGCAGAGGUGGAAGAAGAUGAACCCACAGAUUUAGCUGAAGAUAAAGAGGAAGAAGAUGUAUCAGGUGAACCUGAAGCUUCACCGAGUGCAGAUACAACUAUCCUAUUUGUGAAAGGAGAAGAUUUCCCAGCAAAUAACAUUGUGAAGUUCCUGGUAGGCUUUACAAACAAGGGUACAGAAGAUUUUAUUGUCGAAUCCCUAGAUGCCUCAUUCCGUUAUCCUCAGGACUACCAGUUUUAUAUCCAGAAUUUCACAGCUCUUCCUCUGAACACGGUGGUGCCACCCCAGAGGCAGGCAACUUUUGAGUACUCCUUCAUUCCCGCAGAGCCCAUGGGUGGACGACCCUUUGGUUUAGUCAUCAAUCUGAACUACAAAGAUUUGAAUGGAAAUGUAUUCCAAGAUGCUGUCUUCAAUCAAACAGUUACAAUUAUUGAAAGAGAGGAUGGGUUAGAUGGAGAAACAAUCUUCAUGUACAUGUUCCUGGCUGGUCUUGGGCUCUUGGUGGUGGUUGGCCUUCAUCAGCUCCUGGAAUCUAGGAAGCGCAAGAGACCAAUACAGAAGGUAGAGAUGGGUACAUCAAGUCAGAAUGAUGUUGACAUGAGUUGGAUUCCUCAGGAAACUUUGAAUCAGAUCAAUAAAACUUCACCAAGAAGGUUGCCCAGGAAACGGGCACAGAAGAGAUCAGUGGGAUCUGAUGAGUAAAUGUUCCUUUGUGCAACAAUUCAGUCUUUACUUAACCUGCUCUAAUGUUUUUCGGCCUGAUGGGAAUUAGUGCAGAGAAGCCAUACCACCAUAGAAGGCAACUACUACUUAUGUGUGGACUGAGCAAUCAGAGUCUGUGGCGAUAAUAUUGCUGAAAAUGCACUGCAUUCAUUUUUCUAAAGUAACAAAUUUGGUUUUUUUUAAACCAUUAAAAUCAAUGUGUGUGCGUGUGUAUGUAUGUGAGCAGUUGGUCUUACCGAGUCAUUGCUGAACUCCCUGAAGCGUGCCUUUAGAAUGCUGAGUAAAUGCCAUUGUCUCUUCCUUUUUGAUAUUUGCUGAUAUUUCCCUCCAAAACUCAAUGAGUAUUUGUCCAAUAGGAUUGUAGAUGUCCAUUUUCAGACUGUUUUAAAGAAAAUAGUCUUUCUUUGGAUGGCUCAAAUCACAUUUGAUAGCACAAAUUAACAUUUUGUUGUUUUGUUGCUAUUUUACAAAUAGUAUUCUAAAGGCACAAGCAGGAGUAGCCACUUUUUAGCAAUAGAAUUGUUUUGGUAUUUUGCUGCUGUUUACUAUAAUGCCGCACCUUCAGAAAUCUUCCCAAAUGAGUUCAAGGAAUUUGGGGAAUCCUAGCAAUGAAAUUGUGAAACAUAAAGAUUCUGCUGAUUUUGAUAUGUAAAACCAGCCCCACCCUCUUUUUUAACAAGAAGAAAAUGGUACAUGUGGAAACCGGAGUAGUUGUGUUGUCUAUUACUCUAUCCUGAUCUAAGGGGUAGUUCUUGAAUUUACUUUAGACCUGCUUAGGUGUUUUGCCUUUUGAAGACAUCAUUCUCCUCUCCUUUACAGAAGCAUCUUAAGGAAAGUUGCAUUGGUCUACAGACUAAGCAGAAGGCCAACUUACAGAGGCAGCGAUGUAUUCCAACUAAUACUAAUCUUUUUUUUUUUAAGGCUGAUAUUUUUUAAAUGGUUAACCCAUUUUUUAAAUCUAAUGUUUAGGUAUUUUGGUUGUUGAUAAAACCAUUUUUUAGCUAACCUGAAGAAUUCCAAAGUUUAAAGCACAUAAAAUCUUAGAACCAAACUAAAAUGGACCCCAUACAAUCCUCUUAGAGUUACUCUUGCCCUGGGUCAUAAACGAAGUUUGGCGUCACUGUCAGACUGGAUGAAGAACAAAGCAAAAUAGUGUGAACAAGUAGAGGCUUUUCUCCUCUGUCUUUAAGCCAUAUUCUCCCACACAUAUUUUAUAGGGAAAUGGUAAAUGGUAUUUACCACACAAAAACAACAGCAAAACAAAAUGUCUUUCCAAGAUGUUUAAGUAUUUAAAUGUCUGAGCCAAAGCCAAUGACAGUGGAAGUCAUUUGUAGUCAAUCACUUUGCAAGUGGGAGCUAAGUGUCAAAUUACCUAUAUUGGCAUUGUUAUAAACUAUACCUGUAAUAUAAAGUGUUUGAGUUUUUAAUUGGGCUGUAUGAUCAGUAGUUUGUUUUGAAAAGGCUCUAUGAGCUUUAAGAAACUGCACGGGUUGUUUUUGUUUAAUGUAAUAUAGGAGACCCUCCACCUUCUCAAGGAAUAUAUUCCAAAACACUUUUGUGAAUAUCCACGUUUGUGUAACUACUAGAACAUAAUGCAGUAAUUACAGAAUUUUAAAUGGCUCCUGGAGAGUUAUUAAAUAUCUGGUGAUACUCAGGCAGUGGCAAAGCCACACUGGUUACAGGUGCCAGGCCUUCUAACUCCUCAGUAACUUGUUUGACAUCUUAUCCCAUAUGCUGCUGAGGUCCAACUUAAUGCCUCCGAAAUUGUCAUUUUUAAUUUUUAGCAUAGAUUGGGAACAGUUGAACUCUCUUAAGUCCUCAGAUGCCAGGGGUCUUCUAUAGUAUCAGUAAGUGUUUAGCAGAAACUUAACUCCAUAAUGAAUGGAAUUCAAUUCCACACAUGGUUUGUUCAAGCACACUUAAUAAGUAGCCUAUUUUUUAAAUGUAAAUAUUUGGAUGAAAUUUUUGUUUGUUUUGAUAUAUUCAUUUGCUAUACCAACCUUGGUUUCAGAAUUCACCUUUUGAACAAAUUGGUUUCAGAAUCUGUAAAAUGAACUAAGAAUCUUGUAUAUCCAGCCUGUCACCCAGACAUGUGAGAAUAAUGUGUUUUUCAUAAAGCAUGGAUCUUG